AUGUCACAUUUAAUAUUAAGUAUUUAUUUGGUUGCUGAAGUAUUUAGCACUACUUUUAGAGCGUAUUCCGCAAAAAAGUUUCCUGGUAUGACAGGUACUGUACGAAAAGAGCAACAAUGGUUAUAUCGAUAUAUUAUUUCCGAAUCAUCGUUACAGGGAAUUAAAAUCCCAAUUCGUAAGGAACUUCGUUAUCGGAGAGUCAGUGACGAUUUACCUGACCAAACAAACGAAAUCACUAUUCCUUCAACAUCAUAUGCCGCUUCUAAUAAUGUACCUAAUGACGUUGAAUCUGAUGUUCAGGAAGACCACUUCGUAGAAAAACAGGAUCCUUCGGAAGAUUACAUUGACGUGCUUUCUGAUACUGCGCAAGAGAAUAAGGGAAAUUUUACUGGAAUAUGGCAACGCAUGCCUAAAUAA
Molecule: messenger RNA, 417 nt
Organism: Racocetra fulgida
Lineage: Eukaryota; Fungi; Glomeromycota; Glomeromycetes; Diversisporales; Gigasporaceae
Source: the annotation of a GenBank genome assembly